Messenger RNA from Exaiptasia diaphana, 725 nucleotides. RefSeq names its product NPC intracellular cholesterol transporter 2 homolog a-like. The coding region runs from base 78 to 530 and encodes 150 amino acids. Lineage: Eukaryota; Metazoa; Cnidaria; Anthozoa; Actiniaria; Aiptasiidae. Gene Ontology annotation, biological process: intracellular cholesterol transport. Gene Ontology annotation, molecular function: sterol binding. The transcript is spliced from 4 exons. The record is from RefSeq and is a predicted model, not a curated record.
UCUUUCCUUCAAAUCAAAACGUCUAUCGACUCCCGUCACUUUUUGCUCCCUUAUCAACCUAGGAAUCAUAGUUCAGCAUGGCUAAAAUUGUGCUCUUCCUAUGUAUGUUGUCGUUUGGGUUUUGUGCUGCAAAAAUCGUGAAAUUCAGUGUUUGUGAGAGUGAAAAACUGAAAGGAAAACUUUCUGAGCUGGAGAUUAUUCCAUGUGAAGCAGAACCUUGUGGACUGAAGCGUGGGACGGAUGUGAGCAUGAAGGCUCACUUUACACCUUAUGAAGACGUAAAGGACGCAAGAUCAGUAGUUCAUGCAAAGAUUCGUGGCUUUAUGGUCCCCUUUCCACUUCCCAACCCAGAAGCAUGCCAUGACAGUGGCYUGACUUGUCCUUUGAAAGCUAAUGGAACCUAUGUAUUAAAUGCUGUAUUGCCCGUUAAGCCUAAAUAUCCAAAAGUUGCAGCUCCAGUUACCUUCGAAUUAAAAGAUUCAAAGGGAAAUGACAUUUUUUGCUUUGUAAUUUCUAUUCACAUUGAAUAAUGCAGAAAUCUCUUAACUCUGCAGAACAUGUUUCAAUCGUGUUUAGCAUAAAACUUGCUCGUCUGAGAAGUWUUUAGUUUUGACAAUGAGACAAAAUAUUUUAUGCAUAUCGAAUUGUAAUUGUUUUUUAUAGGUCCGUGACAGCGUUGCGUGACACAAUUCAAUAUUUUUAAAUACAUCGAGAACCAAAAAGUU